AUGUCUUUGCAACUCCUGAAUCCUAAGGCUGAGUCUUUGAGAAGAGAUGCGGCUCUCAAAGUAAACGUCUCUUCCGCAGAAGGUCUACAGUCGGUGCUGGAAACCAACAUGGGUCCUAAGGGAACCUUGAAGAUGUUGGUAGAUAGCGCAGGAAACAUAAAGCUUACAAAGGACGGAAAAGUGCUGUUGACAGAGAUGCAAAUCCAAUCACCAACAGCGGUAAUGAUAGCCAGAGCAGCGGCCGCCCAAGACGAGAUCACAGGAGACGGCACUACCACUGUGGUGUGUCUGGUCGGAGAACUGUUGAAGCAGGCGCACAGAUUAAUUCAGGAAGGUGUGCAUCCCAGGUUGGUUACAGAUGGGUUUGAAAUAGCACGUCGCGAAACCAUGGAGUUUUUGAACGGAUACAAGAUUGACAAGACGGUUGGGAACGACGUGGAUCGUGAAUUUCUACUGCAAGUGGCAAGAAGUUCUCUCUCGACCAAAGUAGCUCCUGACUUGACAGAAGUCCUCACUCCCAUCGUCACAGAUGCCGUUCUCAGUGUGAGCAACGCAGACAGUCGCUCUUUGGAUUUGCACAUGGUUGAAAUAAUGCAAAUGCAACAUCUCUCGGCCAAGGACACGACCUUUAUCAAAGGGUUGGUUCUUGAUCAUGGCGGUAGACACCCAGAUAUGCCCACAAGAGUAGAAAACGCACACGUUCUUAUCCUGAACGUAUCGUUAGAAUAUGAGAAAACAGAGGUCAACUCUGGCUUCUACUACAGUUCCGCAGAUCAACGAGACAUGCUUGCAGCCAGUGAAAGAAAAUUUGUGGACGAAAAGCUUAAGAAAAUCAUAGACCUCAAGAACGAGGUAUGUGGGCUAGACUCUCAACAAGGAUUUGUGAUCAUUAACCAAAAGGGUAUCGAUCCAAUGUCCUUAGACCUCCUUGCCAAGCACAACAUUUUGGCGUUGAGAAGAGCAAAAAGACGUAACAUGGAGAGACUGCAGCUUGUCACCGGCGGUGAAGCUCAAAACUCGGUGGAUGACUUGUCUCCCUCAAUACUAGGUUACUCUGGAUUAGUUUAUCAAGAAGCCAUUGGGGAAGAGAAAUUCACAUACGUUACAGAAAACAGAGAUCCUAAGUCAUGUACUAUUCUCAUCAAAGGAGCCACUUAUCACGCUCUAAACCAAACCAAAGACGCUGUAAGAGAUGGUCUUCGGGCAGUGGCCAAUGUGCUCAAGGAUCAAUCCGUUGUCCCAGGUGCGGGUGCAUUUUAUCUAGCAGCCUCGAACCAUUUAAGGAAUGUUAAUGUAAACAAAUUGGGCGCCAAGGGUAAGACGAAGUCCGGUGUUCAAGCUUUUGCCGAGGCUCUACUCGUAGUUCCCAAAACUUUAGUCAAAAAUUCUGGCUUCGAUGCCUUGGAUGUGUUAGCCAUGUGUCAAGAUGAGCUAGAUGAAGACGCCAAUAGAAUUGUGGGUGUCGAUCUUAAUGUCGGUGACUCCUGUGAUCCUACAAUUGAAGGUAUUUGGGACUCAUACCGUGUCAUCAGAAACGCAAUCACUGGUUCGACCGGCAUUGCCAGUAAUCUACUACUGUGUGAUGAGCUUUUGAGAGCUGGAAGAUCAACACUGAAGGAAGGUCCACCUCAAUAA
Molecule: messenger RNA, 1635 nt
Organism: Lachancea nothofagi CBS 11611
Lineage: Eukaryota; Fungi; Ascomycota; Saccharomycetes; Saccharomycetales; Saccharomycetaceae
Source: the annotation of a GenBank genome assembly